Molecule: messenger RNA, 3387 nt
Organism: Penicillium cinerascens
Lineage: Eukaryota; Fungi; Ascomycota; Eurotiomycetes; Eurotiales; Aspergillaceae
Product: GTPase-activating protein
Exons: 3
Coding region: 1-3387 (1128 amino acids)
Source: RefSeq, a predicted model, not a curated record
AUGUCGUGGUCCUCCUUUGUGCAGAAGGCUCAAUCACUGAUUGACCCUGCCAACUUCAAUAUCCCUUCCCUCUCCUCCGACAACCACAAUCCCUCCAAAGCCUCCCUCUUCCGCCAGCAAUUUCGCCUGCCCGAUUCUCAGAAUCCCCUGCAGGAGAUCACUGCCGACCUCGUCCUCCCUCUACCAAACACUGCCAGCUCUGGAGAAGGUCCCCGCAAGGUUAACCGGCCAGGUAAUCGGUAUACUGGGCGUCUGCACCUCAGUGAGCGGUUUAUCUGCUUCUCCACACAGCCAACGAGCUUCCUACCCUCCUCCACCCUCAGUGCGUCGACCAAUUUUACCGGACAAACGCACGGCACUGGCCCUUCCGGCAAUGGCUUCACGCUGCCCUUGUCAUGUAUUCGCCGCGUCGAACGACUUCACAGCGCCAGCCAUGUUUUCUCCCUGGCAUUGACAACAUGGAAUGGGUUGUUGAACAAACAGCAGGAACCCAACUUUGUGCCUCAGCGCCUAAUUCUACAGCUUGUCGGUAGCAGACAAGCUUGCGAGCGAUUCUGCGAUUGCCUCAAGAAAGGCCUGAGGGAAGGCAUGAAGGAAGUUGACAAUUUGCGGUCUGUCGUUUCGGAUUGCUACUCAGAGUAUUUGCUUUCGGGUGCGCGGGGGAAGCCACUGGAGGAGCAGGGGGAGAAUGCUCGUCCGCCCCCAGAUGCAGGGCUGGGCAUGCUCUUCCGUUAUCCUGGCGAUGCGCGCAAGCUCCGGGACCGUAGCAAAAUGCGGCUUUGGGGCGAGUAUUUCCGAGAAAACGGCCGCAAUGCCACGCUUGUCCGGCAACCCACAUUUCAUAAGCUGAUCAGAGUUGGUUUGCCGAAUCGAUUGCGUGGAGAGAUCUGGGAACUUUCAUCCGGUUCUUUUUUCCUUCGCCUCCGCUCACCCAAGCUAUACCAGGAGACAUUAGCCCAGUUCCAGGGCCAGGAAUCCCUUGCUAUUGAUGAGAUUGAAAAAGAUCUGAACCGCAGUCUACCAGAGUAUCCGGGAUUCCAGAGCGAGGAGGGUAUUGGUCGCUUGCGUCGCGUUCUCACAGCAUACAGCUGGACCAAUGCCGAAAUUGGAUAUUGUCAAGCCAUGAAUAUCGUGGUCGCAGCAUUGUUAAUAUAUACGUCCGAAUCUCAGGCAUUUUUCCUACUCUCCAUGCUCUGUGAUCGUCUCCUUCCCGGAUACUACUCUACCACCAUGUAUGGUACUCUUCUCGACCAAAAAGUGUUUGAAUCUCUCGUGGAAAAGACCAUGCCAGUUCUUUGGGAACACCUCGCCAAGUCCGAUGUACAGCUUUCCGUCGUUUCUCUUCCGUGGUUCCUCUCCCUUUAUAUCAACUCCAUGCCUCUCGUCUUUGCAUUCCGUGUUUUGGACGUUUUCUUCUUGGAAGGCCCCAAGGUGCUGUUCCAGGUUGGUCUGGCGAUUCUUCGGGUCAACGGCGAGGAGCUUUUGGAUAUUCAGGAUGAUGGAUCUUUCAUCUCUGUUCUGAAGUCUUACUUCUCCCGUCUGGAUGAAUCCGCGCAUCCCAGAUCGGAGAAUCCGAAGUUGCGGGCCAUCACACGAUUCCAAGAAUUGAUGGUUGUGGCUUUCAAGGAAUUUUCUGGAAUCACACACAGCACCAUUGUCGAACAGCGCGAGAAGCACAAGGACGCUGUUUUGGAGAGUAUUGAAAGCUUCGCUAAGCGUACUUCCAUUCGCAACCUUGGCCCCGAGAGUAAGCGUCUAAGUGUCGACGACCUCGGCACCAUCUAUGAUCGCUUCUACGAUACCUUGUAUCAAUGGCAGCAGCACCAGAGACUCGUCGAGGAAGAAAGAAAGCGACAGGAAAAGAAGAAAUCCGAGCGUCUCUCCACCCUUGGGCCUCCUGCAAAUGCGGAGAUGGGCCGUGUUGGCCUCGGACCUAGUCCCACUCACAUGGACUACGAUGCCUUCAGGGAAUUCUUGGCUGCUACCUCAAAAUGGGCUGUCUCGGACACGCCCGCCGGAUCUCGGAAAGAUUCUCAGGGCUACAGCAGUCUCAGGGGGCCCAACAAGUCACUGCUUUGGGCCAACCGUCGACAACCAGCAGACCACGAGUUUAUGCAGCGCCUGUACCGCAAGUGGUCUACUGACCCCGAGGAAGGCUUGAAUUUGCAGAACGUUGUCAACGGUCUGGCUCGUCUCAAGGGAUCACCGGACAUCAUGAAUAACAUCAACUAUUUCUUCGACCUGUAUGAUGACAGUGGCAAUGGCCAAGUUGACCGAGAGGGGAUUCUCAAAAUUUCCGAGGCACUACUUUUCCUAUCACGCCGUGGGUUCGAGGGCACUAUCACUGCUACUCAGUCCCUAGAAGAUCUGAACGGCAUUAGUGACCGCGAGCAUGCCGAGCAAAACAGACUUACCGUUGACGAGAGGUUUUUGGGUAGUGUCAGCGCGUUCAUUCGUCGCUGCUUCGAAUACGCCGACCCCAGCCACCCUGAGAACCAGAAGGCCGCCAAACAGGAUGGCGCUACGGAAGUCACAGAAAAGCUUGACUCUUUCGCCAUCGGCGACGAUGAAGAAGACUUGAUCGACGUUGACGACAACAAGGAAAAUAAAUCCUCUCCUCCAGAGGCCUCUCAACCAGCAGCAUCCACCGAGGCCGCUCGGCACCGGUCAACAUCCGAAUCGGCCAACCCGGCCCUCGACCCUAACAACCCUCUUCACAUUACCCUCCCAACUUUCCGAAUGGUCGUCCUAGCGGACGAGCUCCUCGAACAAUUCUUCGAGUCCUACUUCCCUCAGUCCUUCCACCUGUCCGACUACCCACAUCCAGCCGCGCUCGCCGCAUCCUCAUCCCUCUCCUCUAACCUCACAACCUUCUCAAAUAUCGGGAGCGCCAAACCUUCCAACGUCACCGCAGCCGGAGCCGUAUCCGUCGCCGGAGCUUCCGGAGGCAUCGUCCCACCCGGCAAAGGUCUCCGCGGAGUCCUGGACAACAUCGUCACAGACGGUAUCCGCAUGGCAGCCGAAGUCAAGAAGCGCAUGGACGAAGCCCAGCGCGACCUUGAACGCAACGCUCUCGGCCGUGAAGAGGAUGACGAAGAGGACGACGAAGAUGACUUCCGCCGUGGCUCCGCUGCCGCCAUGGCCGGUGGUAUCUCCAGCUGGGGCGCAGGCGCAUACGGUGCGGACCCCCAACGCGGCGGCGUGCGCGAUGCCGACCGCGAUCUCCUCGAGGGUGCAGAGGUUGUCAGCGUCCGCGGUAAAGACGAGGCGUCUUCUCUUCUUGAUGUAAAGGAAGGAGCUGACAAGCCUGACACUGGAGGGAACGGGAAUGACAUAUCAGCGCAUGAUGCCGAGGUUGUCAGCAAGGUUGUUGAAUUUGAAUCAUGA